Messenger RNA from Cladocopium goreaui, 434 nucleotides. The record is from the annotation of a GenBank genome assembly. Lineage: Eukaryota; Dinophyceae; Suessiales; Symbiodiniaceae.
GGCAAACCGCUUGCUGCCAUGGCGUUGCGGCUCUCUAUGUUUCGAGCCAUGGCCAAAGCUGCCCCAAAGCCGAAGACCGGGGCAACCCGGCCUACGAAGGCCAGCACAGCCCCGGCAGUCCAGCCACCCCCACCAGCAGCUGUACCUGGGCCAUCGUAUGACCAGACGCAGGCCGGUUCCGGAACUUCGGGUGGUGGCAUCAUGUACCAAAUCCUGCUUGGCAUGGGCAGCAUGUUCGGCGUCAUUCUGGCAAUCAAUCUCGUCUCGCGAGUUCUGGGCCCUCGGCGCAUCACGGUGAUACACAAGGACAGUGAAGGGAGGCCGCUUUGAAGAAGCCAAUGACAUCCAAUCCAUGUGGGGAAGAUGCCCGCUCAGAUUCGGUCCGCGGUUUUUAGGUGCGACCAGACCCGCCCUUGAAUGGUUGCUUGGGGGCC